GUAGUGUAGUACCGUAGUAAAAUGUUUUGUUGUUUGCCAUAAAAUUCUUUAAUUUAACAGAAAAUUGUAGCGCUAUAUACUUAAUUGUAUUUAUUAAUAAAAUUUAUACAUAUUAUACGUACUUUUUAUGUUAUGAUAGUGGCAAAGUUAAAAGUGACUUGGUUAUUUACUAAAGCAGAAAAUGUGUAAACAUUAUGGAAUUUCUUUAAAAUCCUACAGAACACCCAAGUAUUUUAAUUAAACGGUGAUUUCCCAGAAUUUAAAAUGGAAAGAAAAUAUUCUGUGCCCUCAAAUCCUGAAUAUAACACAAUCCUGGGAACUACAAGUGAAGACUUACAUGCUUGGUCCAUUUAUAGACAAAAUCUUAAUUCUGAUUUUACUGAUAGUGCAUUAGGAUCAACCGAUAAAAGCCCACUUCCGUAUGGAAAUUUUCAAUUAAGAGAUACUACUGUUCAAUCAAUUUUAUCACAUCCUCGUUAUGGACCAAAGUCAGCAUUUGGAUCAAAUAUGUAUACAUAUUUAAAAUUUGGCUUACCAAGAGUAUUUCCACCAAAUGAAUUAAAUAACUCUGGAACUGGAACACAAGAUAUUUCAAGAAAUACGUAUAAAAUAUCGAUUGCGAGAAUACAAAAUAAUGAAAUUCAUGGCCUAAAGGAGGGUAGUUCUGGAUAUGAUAGUUCCGAAAAUGAAACAAUACAAUAUAAACUUAACAGAAAAUAUCGCUCAGAUCCGGACUUUGGUGUAAAGAAGGAUUUUUUUAAUUUACCCUUAGCUGCUUUGCAACAAGAAUGCCUUAGUGAAAUGCCCAACAAAUGGAAUAAAAACAGAAGUAUAUCGGAAGCAAAUUUAUUAACAACAAAUUAUAAUAUACCCAUGCAAUUACAUAAUAUGAGAAGAAAUAGUGUAGCUGAGUUUAUAAACAUGAACAAUAUGGAUCCAAGUAUAAGUCAUAUUUCCAAAGCUGAAAGUCAUAUAUCAUCUAAGAGGCGGCCAUCAAGAAUGAAUUAUCUAAAUCAGGAUGAAGACUACCCGACAUUUGUGUAUCCUCAUCUACAGGUUUGUGGAGUCAGUAUGUGGCCAAAAUUAACAUCAUGCAUCGGAUCCAAACAACACCUUCUUAUAAAUGAUGUUUCGUUUGAAAUAAAAGGUGGUGAAUUAAUGGUUAUUAUGUCAACAGCGAACAAAGAAGGAACAGCUAUUCUAGAUAUAUUAUCUGGUAAUAAAACUUCAAUUAUUGGAGAAAUAUUAUUAAAUGGUCAAGUAACUAAGGCAGAUGUUCUUAAAAGUAGAGUUGCAUAUGUGAGAUCAAAUUCUCAUCUUUGUAAUGAAAUGUCGGUUGUGCAUACUUUAAAAUAUCAUUACCAUCUUAGACGCUCAUCCAAAAAAGAUAUUAAAUCAAAAAUCACCUUAAACAACAGGGUAAAUAUUUUAAUAGAAGAUCUUGGAUUGGAACAAGUUAGAGAUACGAAGGUAUCAUCACUGACUAUAUCCGAAAAAUUAAGAUUACGAGUGGCAUGUAACCUUCUUUUAGAUACCGAUAUUAUUCUACUAGAUCAACCUACAGGAGAUAUGGAUAUUUUUGAUACUUUUUUUUUAGUAGAGUACUUAAGAAAUUGGGCGAAUGGGAAAUCUGUGGAAGCUCUAGGCAAAAUUGUUAUACUAACAAUGCAUCCACCAACAUAUGAAAUUUUUACUAUGGCCUCAAGAAUAUUGCUUUUAUCUGCUGGUAGAACUAUGUUUAGCGGUAAAAGAAAGGAUAUGUUGUCCUAUUUUGCAAAUGUUGGUUAUCCAUGCCCAUCCUUUAAAAACCCAUCAGAUUAUUAUUUGGAUUUAGUUACCUUAGAUGAUUUGUCAGCCGAAGCCAUGUUGGAAUCAUCCCAAAGAAUAGAGCAACUGGCAGAUAUAUUUCGACAUAAACAAGAACCUAUGAGUAAUCCUGGACCGCCUUCAACUUUGCCAGCGACAAUAAAUAAAUGCAAUUGUAUAUUUCAAGGCUACUUUAUAUUUACGAAAGCAAUUUUGUAUUCACAGCCAAGUACAUUUAUUAAUUGGCUAACUGUAAUACUAACCUCAGCUGGUUUAUCAUUAAUAAAUGGUGCUAUAUUUUGGGAUGUACCAAAUACUGAUCAUCAAUUAAUUUUAAACGAUAGGAUUGCUUAUCAUUACACAGUGAUGUGUAUAACAUUGUGGCCAUUAUUAUUGCUACUAACAUUAAAUGAAACAAGAAGAAACCAAAGUUCGGUAGAAAGUGAUAUAAGAGAUGGAUUAUAUGGACGUACAACUUACAUUGUUACAAAAACAAUUUUAAAUGCGUUUUCUUCCUUAUUCAUUUGGAUAGUAUAUUUAACACCCAGCUAUUUAAUGUCUGGCCUAUACUUGCAAAAUUUAAAAAAUCACGAUGGAUUUAUUAUUUAUGUUGGUACAAUGUUACUAUUUCUAAACUGCAUACAAAUGCUAAUUUUGUUAUUUUUUUAUUUAUUACCCAAAAAUGCUGCCAUUAUUUCAACAAUGUUUAUAAUUAUUCUUGGAUUUAUGAGUGGAUACACAAUACAUUUUUAUGAUUUGCCUUAUUAUGUAACUUUUUUGGAGUAUUUGAGUCCAACUACUUGGGUUCUACCAUUUUUGUUAAAAAGGGAAUUAUCUCAAGAAGCAAUUUUAAGUAGUUUAGGCAACAUGCUAUGUCGAAACAAACAAGUACAACAUCAAGAUAUAAUAGUUCAAUUACCUUGUCAACCGCCAAAUGGAAGUGAAGUAUUAUCGAAUUUAGGAUAUUUGGGUUCUCAACAGAAAUAUAUAAAUUAUAAUAAUACUUAUUUGGCGUUGUUAAUUUUAUAUUUUAUAAUAUGUCUUGUAGUUUGUAUUGUAUUUAUUGUAAGCUUUUUUCCAUACAAAAAAUCUAAAACAAAAAUAAGUGAAGGAAACAAUCCUUAAUUAUUUUAUGAUAUUAUUGAUAUAAUUUAUU
This is a messenger RNA of Brassicogethes aeneus, 2962 nucleotides long. NCBI's taxonomy places the organism in Eukaryota, Metazoa, Arthropoda, Insecta, Coleoptera, Nitidulidae. The record is from the annotation of a GenBank genome assembly.